This is a messenger RNA of Erythranthe guttata (spotted monkey flower), 661 nucleotides long. Lineage: Eukaryota; Viridiplantae; Streptophyta; Magnoliopsida; Lamiales; Phrymaceae. The record is from RefSeq and is a predicted model, not a curated record.
CACACACCUUAAUAUAUAUAAAUUAAUUAAAACAGUUUAGGGUGAGUAGGUAAUUAAUUAUUAACUAGAGAUGGAAAUCAUACCAUCGGUGAUUUUGAAAGGGUGCGAAGAAAACGGGAUGCCGGUGAUCGGAAUGGGCACAUCAGCUUACCCGCCGGCGGAUUUGGAGACAACAAAGGCGGCAAUAUUGGAAGCCAUAAAGGCAGGGUACCGCCACUUCGACACCGCCUUUGCGUACGGUUCGGAGAAGCCGCUAGGCGAAGCCAUCGCAGAAGCCUUGCGCCUCCACCUUAUAGAAUCGAGAGACGAACUCUUCAUCACUACCAAGCUGUGGGCUAGCUUUGCUCAUCCUAACCAGAUUGUCUCUGCUUGCAAAAUGAGCCUCCAAAAUCUACAAUUGGAGUAUGUUGACAUGUACCUGAUACAUUGGCCAGUGAGGUUGACUGAAAUGAUAAGGAAAACACCAGUUGACGUUGACCUUAUUAGGCCCUUAGAUGUGGAAGGUGUUUGGCAAAGUAUGGAAGAGUGCAAGAUUUUGGGGCUCACUAAGUCAAUUGGUGUUAGCAAUUUCUCUUGCAAAAAAAUUGACCAAAUCCUCCAAAUUGCUAAAUUCCCUCCAGCCCUCAAUCAAGUGAGACUAUUCAUUAUUUAUCUUAGAUAA